CAGGCCCAUUUGCGGGCCCAGAAGGCCAGUAAAGAGCAGCAGCUGGAGACGAUGGACAGACAGUACAAGCAGCUGGAAGGACGCUUGGAUGAGAUGCUGUCCCGUAUUGCCAGAGAAACUGAGGAGAUAAAAGACUUGGAGCAACAGCUGACAGAAGGCCAGAUAGCAGCAAAUGAAGCCUUGAAACGAGAUCUUGAGGGGAUCAUCUCCGGAUUACAGGAGUACCUGGAGAGUGUGAAGGGACAGGCCAAGCAAGCCCAUGAUGAGUGUCGAGAGCUGCAGUCUGAGCGGGAAAUCCUGCUGCAGAGACUGGAAGAGCUGGAGGAAGAGCAGGAGAGGCUUCAGGCAGCAGCACAGGACACAGAAGAUAUGAAGAAGGAAAUUGAGGAGUUAGAACGAAGUCUUCAAGAACAACGGGAGCUGAACGAAUCUCUCCGCCAGGCCCAAGGCGACCUUGGUGCUUAUGAAGCCCAGAUGGAGGAGCAGCUCAGAGCACGAGAAGCAGACACCAGACAACUACAGCAGGAGCUAGAAAGGAGAAAGCAGCAAGGACAUGUGGAGAGUUCUGCACUGAAAGCUGAGCUGGAGAGAGACAGGCGUGCACUAGAGAAUGCGCUGACUAAGGCUCACAUGUUGGAGGAGAAGGAAAACGACAGCAAAAAGCUUUUGUAUCAGCUUCAGCAGCUGCAGAGAGAAAACGAAUCACUGAAGAAGCAGCUGAAGAAGGUGGAGGCUGAGCUGAAAGAUACCCUGCAGAACAUGGUACAUCCUGAACAGAUCACUACCCGAGUGUCAGAACUAAAGAGAAAGCUGCAACUGGAGUGGGAGAAGUCAGGUCUUUUGGCUCAUCAGACAUUCUUGGUCAGAACCUUGCAGAACUACAGCAGCAGAUAAAUGAAGUCCUGGGGAAGGCGGAGGAGGAGAAACAAGAAGCGGAGGAGAGGCAGAGAAAGUUACAGAAGGAAAUAGCAACCCUGCAGGAGAAAGCCAAAGAGGCCCCUGGAGAAUAUAAAAAGGCUUGCAACAAAGCUGCAGAAGCCAGGAUCCAGCAGGAGAAGAGGCAGUGGGAGUCCAGAGUGCAGCAGCAGGGAGAGAGAAAUGCAUCAAUUAAAUGAAAAACUGAAGACGAUGGAGGAGUUUCAAGGUCUGGCUGACCAGCAGCUGGUGGAAGCAGAUGAAGAGCG
Messenger RNA from Staurois parvus, 1184 nucleotides. NCBI's taxonomy places the organism in Eukaryota, Metazoa, Chordata, Amphibia, Anura, Ranidae. The record is from the annotation of a GenBank genome assembly.